This is a messenger RNA of Angiostrongylus costaricensis, 1695 nucleotides long. NCBI's taxonomy places the organism in Eukaryota, Metazoa, Nematoda, Chromadorea, Rhabditida, Metastrongylidae. The record is from the annotation of a GenBank genome assembly.
AUGCAGAUUUCUUGCGCUGAUAACGACAGUUAUACUAAUACUGAUAUUGUCCUUGAGAAAAUCAGAGCCAGGAUUGUAAAAUAUAUUCUAGAGUCAGUUGACUGGCAACUCGACGCUCUACUGGAAGAGCUUUCGGCCCUUGAGACGCAGCUUAACUCAUCAAGUGGUGGCGAUCAACUUCUUCUGGGCAUUCCGUCGUUACCUUCCAGCUCGUCAACUACACACGCUGAGCGAAAACCUUUUGAACAAUCACAAUUGCCAACCUGUACAACAUCUUUAUGUUCAUCUCCGGAUGGCGAUAGUGCCUUCGGUGAUGCUUCGUCUACAGAAUCAGCUAGAUGCCGAAACUCUGCAUUCUCCAGUAAUGACAGUUGUCGUGAAUCACUUCACACUCCAAGUCCAACCCAGAUUUCUCCCAUAUCUACAGAAGCAUCUGUCGAAGAUCUGAAAAUCGCCAAAAUCAAACAGGCACUGGAAAAAAUGCGAGAAGCGAAGGUGACCCGAAUAUUUAUAAAAUUCUUCGUCGAAGAUGGUGCACCGUUGCAGAUGCUCGUUGACGAACGAUGGACAGUAGCGGAUACUAUGCAGCAAUUGGCUGAUAAACAUCACAUCACCUUAUGUGAAGAUCAUUGCAUCGUCGAGGAAUUUCCGGAUCUCUACAUACGUAGAAUUUACGAGGACCAUGAAAAUUUGGUCGAGAACAUUCAGAUGUGGGUACAGGAUUCUCCGAACAAGUUGCAUUUCAUACGUCGUUCGGACAAAUAUCCUUUUAUCGAUCGUCCUGAUCUAUACCUUGUCACUCAGAAGACUGUCGACUUGGAAGUUCCUGCUGGUAACAAUUGGACAAGAGAACUGAAGACCCAGUUUUUACAGGACUUUUUCACCCGUGAAACCGUAUGUCCACCUGAACUGGAAGGUUUCUUGUAUUUGAAGUCUGACGGUCGAAAAAGUUGGAAGAAACACUUCUUUGUGCUACGUCCCAGUGGACUGUACUAUGCUCCGAAGGGAAAAAAGUCAUCUAAGGAUCUACAAUGUUUGAUGAAUCUGCACUCUAAUCAGGUGUACACAGGAGUUGGUUGGGCGAAGAAAUAUAAAUCUCCGACAGAGUGGUGUAUUGCAAUAAAGUUAACACAACUUCAAAUGAAGCGAUCGCAAUACAUCAAAUACAUUUGCGCUGACGAUGAAGCGUCGUAUCGUCGAUGGUUGGUGGGGUUACGAAUCGCUAAGAACGGUGCUGAUUUAAUGACGAACUAUGCAAAAGCUUGUGAACGUCGUCGACUACAAUCAGCAAUCAGUGUCAAUAUUCGUGAGCACGUUCCUACACCAUCGUCAAGUCGACACGAUCUAGGCUCCAACUUUUCCGAUUGUACAGGAAAGGUGAGCUACGAAGAGCAACCCACUGGAACAAUAAAACGUGCUCCGAUCGAUGUACUGCGUCGGGUCAGUCACUCUUCAUCUUCAAAUGGAGGACAAUCCGUAGAUUCCGAUGAAGAAUUCCCUGCACCACCACCUGUAUGUAGCAGGAAUUCAACACCUAUAUGUGUUUCACCUCCACAAACGUUGACUCCAUCGACAGCUCCUCCACCUCCACCAAAGCGUUCGGAAGCUACUCGUAUUCUCACGACUCAAACGAAUCAUAUAAGCGAUCUUGAAGCGGCGCUGGCUAGAAGACGAGAAAAAAUCGCUCAGAGUUGA